AUGGAAGUUAACAAAGAAGAAGCUCUGCGAUGUCUAUCCAUCUCCUCUCGACACCGAGCCAACUCGAAUCUCCCCUCCGCAUUGAAAUUCGCUAGGAAGUCAGUAGCCUUGUAUUCGACGACAGAGGGAGAGGCAAUGGUCAUAGCUAUAGAAAGGGAGAUAGAAUCAGGUGGAUCAGGUUCUGGUUCUGGUACUUCUACGCCGGCACCCGCACCGACACCUAAUGGUACUUCCACACCAACUAGCAAUGGCGAUGCAGGAGGGAGUAAAGGGAAAGCUACGGGUGUAGAAGAACAUAUCACUUCGGCUCAUACGAGACCUGGACAUAGUGGUACUACAAGCACGAAUAAGGAAAGUACAGGAAGCAAAAAAAGUUAUACGGCGAAACAGUUAGAAGUGGUGAAAAGGGUCAAAAGUUGUAAACAUCAUGAGUAUUAUGAGAUAUUAUCUGUUGAGAAAAGUUGUACAGAGAAUGAUGUCAAGAAAGCUUAUAAGAAGCUCGCUCUGGCUUUACAUCCAGAUAAGAACAAUGCACCAGGAGCCGACGAAGCGUUCAAGAUGGUAUCCAAAGCAUUCCAAGUAUUAUCCGAUCCCGACCUCAAAGCGGCAUUCGAUUCAAACCCCUCCUACGACCCUACACAGCGUAAUCCUGGAAUGUCCGCUUCGUCAGGUAUGCGUGGUUUCGGAGGUGGAGGGGGUGGACCAGGAAUGUAUCAGACGGAAAUCAAUCCUGAAGAUCUGUUUAAUAUGUUCUUUGGAGGUGGUGGAGGUGGUUUUGGUGGAUCACCUUUCGGACAGGCUAAUGUAUUCACAUUUGGUGGACCUGGUGGAUUCCAAGCUCAUUACGGUGGUCGACCACGACGUCCCCAACCUCGUGGUCCAGCCACAGCAGGAGGCGCAAACGAGUCAUCACCAUUGGUAGCUUUAUUACCCAUCAUCAUCUUAUUUGCUUUUGCCCUUCUUUCGAUCAUCCCAUCGAUCUUCACCGGUAGCUCUCAACCAGAUCCUGCAUAUGGGUUCGAGCCGUCGACAAGGUUGAAUGUUAAUAGGGAAACGUCUAAUUGGAAAGUCCCCUAUUAUGUGAAUGGGCAAGAAUGGGAGAAAUCAGAGAUUUACAGUUCUAUACCGGAUAGCAGGAAAGGUAAAACCAAUGAAGGGUUGUAUAGCUCGAAGCUGAGAGGGUUCGAGAGAGGGGUAGAGAAUGUUUAUGCUAGGAGAUUACAGAAUGAGUGCCAAUACUUCCUAGAUCGCAAACAACAGCGUAUCAACGAGAACUCGGGAUUCUUCGGUAUAGGAGCUAAUACGGACAAGUUGAAAGAGAUCAGGUCACAGAAGAGCCCCGCUUGUGAACAGUUGAGGAAAUGGGGUUUGGUCAGUCAAGGGGCAUGGUAA
Messenger RNA from Kwoniella botswanensis, 1392 nucleotides. RefSeq lists its product as uncharacterized. Gene Ontology annotation, molecular function: Hsp70 protein binding. Gene Ontology annotation, cellular component: endoplasmic reticulum membrane. The transcript is spliced from 7 exons. The coding region runs from base 1 to 1392 and encodes 463 amino acids. Gene Ontology annotation, biological process: cellular response to misfolded protein. Lineage: Eukaryota; Fungi; Basidiomycota; Tremellomycetes; Tremellales; Cryptococcaceae. The record is from RefSeq and is a predicted model, not a curated record.